Molecule: messenger RNA, 3351 nt
Organism: Rubroshorea leprosula
Lineage: Eukaryota; Viridiplantae; Streptophyta; Magnoliopsida; Malvales; Dipterocarpaceae
Source: the annotation of a GenBank genome assembly
AAAGCAUUGUUAAAGUUUAGGGUCGAAAUGGAAACGAACGAAACACGGCAUUUGGGAAGCAACAGUUGGGAAGCAAUAAAAAUCUCUCCUUUUUCAAUUCUGCUUCUAGUGGAACCAAGGAUGAAGAAUUUCAAUGAAAGCUGAGGGAAAAAAAUGACUGGCGGAGGAGAAUUUGGCGAUCAGAACCACGUGCUGAGAUCCGCCUGUCACCAACAAGAGGACGCCGACGACGUGGAAGCGCAGGGGACCAACGCUUUUAAGGAUAUCUUCAAGCAGUUGGAUCGCGGAUUUUCUGGAAGACACCACAGCUUCAAGCGACUGGACAGAGAGCGUUCAACGUCGUCUUCAGCAGAAGAUCACCAUCAUCAAUAUGCUUUUGUCGAAGGUACUGAUGCGCUUGGUGAUAGCGCCCCGCCAGAGUGGGCGUUGCUUCUUAUCGGUUGCUUGCUUGGGCUGGCUUCAGGUGUCUGUGUUGCCGCUUUCAACAAAGGAGUAGUUCCCAUUCUUAGAUUCAAAAUGAGGUUCAGACUCAUAAUGUUACUGCAAAACUGUAAAGUUUCCGUCUUGGUGUUUAGGCACCCUCACCUAUACAAAUCUCAUCUUCAGAUUUUGGAAACUAAUUCGCUCCUCUACUACAUCCAGGUUCACGUCAUACAUGAAUGGGCCUGGGCUGGGACACCAAACGAGGGUGCUGCUUGGCUCCGUCUCCAGAGACUAGCUGACACUUGGCAUCGGAUUCUUUUGAUCCCCGUGACUGGAGGUGUCAUUGUUGGAGUGAUGCACGGUUUACUUGAGAUAUUGUACCAAAUAAGACAGUCCAAUUCUUCUCAACAGCAAGGUCUUGAUUUGGUUGCUGGGGUCUUCCCCACAAUAAAGGCCAUCCAAGCUGCUGUAACUUUGGGUACUGGAUGUUCUCUGGGUCCUGAAGGCCCUAGUGUUGAUAUUGGAAAAUCAUGGGCCAAUGGAUUCUCCUUAAUGAUGGAAGGUAACAGAGAAAGGAAGAUUGCUCUAAUUGCUGCUGGUGCUGCAUCUGGAAUAGCUUCAGGUUUUAAUGCUGCUGUUGCCGGUUGCUUCUUUGCUAUUGAAACUGUUUUGAGACCUCUUCGUGCUGAAAACUCACCUCCAUUUACAACUGCAAUGAUAAUUUUGGCCUCAGUCAUAUCAUCUACUGUAUCUAAUGCUUUACUUGGGACGAAAUCAGCUUUCACUGUGCCAGCCUAUGAUCUGAAAUCGGCUGCUGAGCUGCCUCUUUACCUCAUACUGGGUAUGCUAUGUGGUGUUGUUAGUGUAGCCUUAACUCACUUGGUUUCAUGGUUCACCAAGGCAUUUGAAAUUAUCAAGGAAAAAUUUGGGCUUCCUGCUGUUGUAUGUCCUGCUUUAGGUGGUUUAGGUGCUGGCAUUAUAGCUCUAAAGUAUCCUGGAAUAUUAUACUGGGGUUUUACAAAUGUUAAUGAAAUACUCCAUACCGGAAAGAAUGCUUCUGCUCCUGGAAUCGGGUUGUUAACUCAACUAGCUGCAGCCAAAGUGGUGGCAACUGCUUUGUGUAAGGGAUCUGGACUUGUAGGUGGCCUUUAUGCUCCAAGUUUAAUGAUUGGAGCUGCUGUAGGUGCUGUAUUUGGAGGCUCAGCUGCUGAAGUUAUCAAUUCAGCAAUUCCUGGAAAUGCUGCUGUUGCACAGCCACAAGCAUAUGCAUUGGUUGGAAUGGCUGCUACAUUAGCUUCAGUUUGUUCAGUGCCUUUGACUUCAGUUCUUCUUCUCUUUGAGUUGACAAAAGAUUACAGGAUACUGCUUCCUCUCAUGGGAGCUGUUGGAUUGGCAAUAUGGGUUCCUUCUGUCACAAACCAGAACAAGGAGGCUGAAACAUCUGAUUCAAGGAGUAGCCCAAGAGGUUAUUCUUCUCUUUCAACUGCUGAGGAACUCUCUAUCAUAGAAAGUGCAGCUGACCAUGAAGCAAUUAAUGAAGAUUUGCUUCUAGAGAAUCUUAAGGUUGCUAGGGCCAUGUCAAAGAAGUAUGCAAAGGUCCCAAUGGAUUUCACUUUAAAAGAAGCAAUAAAAUGUAUGCAUGACAACCAUCAGAAAUGUGUGCUUGUUGUUGAUGAGGAAGACUUUCUGGAGGGGGUACUUACAUAUGGUGAUGCCAAACGAUGUCUGUCUCAUCAAUCUAGUGGUACCUCUAAGAGCGAUUUGACACUCGUGGAGGUCAACACCUGUCCAGUUUCCUCAGUUUGUACACGAGGGAUAAGCUACCGUGGGCAAGAGUGUGGUCUUUUGAUUUGUUAUCCAGACACUGAUUUGAUAAUUGCCAAGGAAUUGAUGGAGGCCAAGGGGAUAAAGCAGUUACCAGUUGUGAAGCGUGGUGGCAAACCCCAAAAAGGAAGGAAGCGAAGAGUUGUUGGCAUUCUCCAUUACGACUCAAUUUGGAACUCUCUCAGAGAGGAGAUAAGUCACUGCAAAUCAGUUUAUCAGCAUAGAAAAGCAAACAAUGUGGAAGACACCAUGUCAAAUGGUCAUUAAUGAAGUGAUGCGACAGAUGUUUAAAUUCAAACUUGGGCUGUCAGUUAGAACAGAGACCAGGGCGUUCCCUCUUGAAGUUGAGGCUCCACCUUGCCGUAUAAUGUACACAUGUCCAGGUUUUUUACUUUGAGGGUUGAGAUAUGAUUAUCAUCAUUAUGGGUUUUACAAAAAUCUGAAUAUCCUCCCCUUAACUCAGAAAGUUGGACCUGGCCGAAGAAUGGGGGAAAAAACCCUCAGAAAGUUGUGCCUUGUAGAUGUAUUUUCUCAGUUAUUGUAGGUGAAAUGGUACAGCCAAAAUUUUAAAGGAAAAUGGAAAUUCAAAGGGACAGAUGAAUGUGAUGUUUUAUUCAAGUAAAUGUCAUCAAUCGAUUUUUUUGGGCGGGGAAACUGGUAUGUUUUCAAAUAUUGUAGGUGAGUUUGAGAUUGCCAUGUUGGGCUGUGGUUAUGGUUUUGAGCCUAUCUUUUUGUAUUGGCCUAAAAAAAAUUUAAUUUGGGAAUGGUGAGGAAGACUUAAGUUUUGAUCCUAUCUCGUUUGAAGUUGAACCCUAAGGGUAUUAAUUUUGGGUAUUUUUUGAGAAUUGGCCUGCCUUACUUGGACUUUAAGGGGUAUUAAUUUUGAGUGUUUUUGAAGAUUUUAGUGCUGACAAUUUUAUAAUUAGUUAAAGAUUAGCAAAGAGUUUCCCAAGACUCGAUGCUUGGUGGUUUAGAUUUGAUUCAUUUAAAGAUUGGAAGGGACUUGGUUAAACCUGAAAUCUCCUGAGUAUUGUACUGUGCACCAUUUUUCUUUUUGGUACAUGAUUAGUGUUUUAAAGAGAAUAACAAAUAAUAAUGCCUACC